CGCCUGGAUUCCGCCUGUUUUCAUUGGCUACAGCGAGGCAGUAGUGCCCGCCUACGGUGGCCAGAGCAGUCGCAUAUUACUCCGCUGAUUGGAGGCGGCUCUGUCAAUCAUCUGGGAUAUUAAGGAAGGGGGUGCCAACUGCCAAGAUGAAGCACUACGAGGUGGAGAUACUGGAUGCCAAGACCAAGGACAAACUGUGCUUCCUGGACAAGGUCGAGCCAAAUGCCACUAUCGGGGAGAUCAAGUCUAUGUUCCACAAGAGCCAUCCUCAGUGGUACCCGGCCAGACAGUCCAUUCGCCUAGACCCAAAGGGGAAGUCUCUGAAGGAUGAGGAUGUACUGCAGCAUCUUCCCGUGGGAACCACCGCAACCUUCUACUUCAGAGACCUGGGAGCCCAGAUCAGCUGGGUCACGGUCUUUCUGACAGAGUAUACCGGCCCUUUGGUCAUCUAUCUGAUGUUCUACUUCAGGGUUCCCUUCAUCUACGCACCCAAAUAUGACUUUACCACCAGUAAACACUGGGUCGUACAUCUCGCUUGCAUGUGUCACUCUUUCCACUACGUUAAGAGGCUGCUGGAGACGCUGUUUGUCCAUCGCUUCUCUCAUGGUACAAUGCCGUUACGCAACAUCUUUAAGAACUGUACCUACUACUGGGGCUUUGCAGCGUGGAUGGCUUAUUACAUCAACCACCCACUAUACACACCACCCAUUUACGGGGAGCAACAAAUCAGACUGGCCCUCAUCUUAUUCUUGUUCUGUCAGAUCGGCAACUUUUCCAUCCACAUUGCUCUGCGGAACCUCCGUCCACCAGGUUCUAAGACCAGGAAGAUUCCCUAUCCAACCAAGAACCCCUUCACCUGGAUCUUCCUACUGGUCUCCUGCCCCAACUACACCUAUGAGCUGGGCUCCUGGCUCGGCUUCACCCUGAUGACUCAGUGCCUGCCGGUGGCCUUUUUCACCUUGGUGGGUUUCAUUCAGAUGACCGUGUGGGCCAAGGGGAAGCACCGCAGCUACCUGAAGGAGUUCCGCGACUACCCUCCUCUCCGCUCACCCAUCCUGCCCUUCAUCCUUUAGAGAGCCGCUCCAUAGCUAUAGGAGUUUAGUACACCCCCACCUCUCCUCCCUCAGCCCUAACCGAGAACACUGGAACUUAGUAGACUGACUGAAAGAAUCUAACCCGGUCCCCUUUUCCUUAUCCACCCCUCAACCAAAUUGUCUUUACCUUUGUGUCUGCGAUCCCUGUCAUGUUGAGUGAGAAUGUGAACAUUACACUACUCUAUUUUUUUUAAUUGUCUACAAACACACCCAAUCUGAUUGGUUAAUUGAUUUGUGUAUCUGAGUUCCCGGAGCAGUCUUCAGCUUCAUACUACCCGGUGUGUACUGAAUGAUGUACUAUAUAUAUAUAAAUACUGUACAAUGUCUAACCGUGCUUGUCAUCUCAUACCGUUGUUAUUGGGAUGAAUCUGUAUCUGGUGAUAUUCAGCAAAACUUCAAAUUGUUCCGUUUUGAUAUCAAUAAUCUAAAUUUGAAACCAUGACAAGCAUUUGAUUUUGUUGAUCUGAAAGUAAUUUAUUAAAAAAAGGUGAACCAAAA
This is a messenger RNA of Larimichthys crocea (large yellow croaker), 1592 nucleotides long. It is a transcript of the gene tecrb, whose product is annotated as trans-2,3-enoyl-CoA reductase b. The coding region runs from base 147 to 1073 and encodes 308 amino acids. Gene Ontology annotation, molecular function: oxidoreductase activity, acting on the CH-CH group of donors. Lineage: Eukaryota; Metazoa; Chordata; Actinopteri; Sciaenidae. The record is from RefSeq and is a predicted model, not a curated record. Gene Ontology annotation, biological process: very long-chain fatty acid biosynthetic process. The transcript has 12 exons.